AUGGCUACGCUCGAGGGCAAGAAGGUCGGCAUUUGCGGCGCCACGGGCGCUGUCGGGAUUGAGCUCAUCUCCGUGCUCGCAGCGCGUCAGUUCCCCGUCCAAGAGCUCGUGCUGUUUGCCUCGUCCCGCUCGGCCGGUACAAAAGUGUCGACGCCUUUUGGUGACGUGACGAUCACGCUCUUUUCCCUUGCAGCAGCUGCGAAACUGGACUACGUCUUCUUGGCUGUGUCGGGGGACUUUUCACUCCAGUAUGCCAAGGAACUAGCAGCAGUGAGCAAUGGGCCUGUGGUCAUUGACAACUCGUCGGCCUUUCGUUGCGACGCGGCGAUCCCGCUCGUGAUUCCAGAGAUCAACGGCCACGUGCUCAUCCCAAGACGUGGUCAACCGCCGCCGAAACUCGUGGCGAAUCCCAAUUGUACGACGGCAAUUGCUGCCAUGGCGCUAUGGCCACUACACUGUGAGUUCCACAUUAAGAAGCUGAUUGUGUCGACGUACCAAGCUGCGAGCGGUGCCGGUGCUGCUGGCAUGCAGGAGCUCCACGAUGGCGCCAAAGCCUUUUUGGCGGAUGAAGCGGUGACGUGUAAGGUGUUCUCGUACCCACUGCCAUUCAACCUCAUUCCGCACAUUGACAAGUUCCAGGGUAAUGGCUACACGAAGGAGGAGAUGAAAGUGACGUGGGAGACGCGCAAGAUCUUUGACGAACCUCACCUGGCCGUGAGCUGCACUGCUGUUCGGAUUCCUGUCAUGCGUGCUCACUCGGAAGCGCUCACUAUUGAGACAGUCAAGCCUGUGGACUUGGCCCGGGCUCGUGAACUGCUGGCCAAGGCAGAUGGUGUGGAUCUCGUUGACGUGCCGGAGGAGCUGCUGUAUCCGAUGCCCAAGAAUGCUACCAAGAAGUUUAACGUUGAAGCUGGUCGAUUGCGCAAGAGCCUGGUCUUUGGCGACCAUGGACUUGAGCUGUUUGUGUCGGGCGACCAGCUUUUACGUGGUGCAGCAUUGAAUGCUGUGCUGAUUGCUGAGUUUCUCGAGAACCCGCGGACGACUUCGCAGUUUACAAAGAAACGUACGAUGUGUGCGAUCUCGAAGGAACCCCGUCGGAAUCUUCUGGGUGUCAUGGCUGGUGUUGCUGUAGGUGUGCUGGCGUUCAGCCUUUACAAGAAGAAGUGA
Peronospora matthiolae is the source of this 1167-nucleotide messenger RNA. The record is from the annotation of a GenBank genome assembly. Lineage: Eukaryota; Oomycota; Peronosporomycetes; Peronosporales; Peronosporaceae.